UUGGGGGUUUGCCUUAAGACACGCUCCUUCAGCAUAAGCGAGGAGUGUGAGUUCGCUUCCCACUUCCUGUUCCGGACUCUUCCUUUCCUUUCCUUUCCUUUCCUUUCCUUUCUUACCGAUGAUAAAGCUGAGUAGGGCUUGAAACCAAAGGCUCGGAGAAAACGAUUUCGAGUGUUCGCCAGGAUUGCAAUCGUUCUAGUCCGUUUUAGUUUCGAUGUUCGCGGGCGGAUUUCAUGUGAAUGCGUGAGGGUGCUGCCUCUUCCCAAUUGAACAGGAAAAUUUUCCCAAAGUUGUUUACUCCGCUCGCUACAGUUUUAGAUGAUGCAGAGGCCUUUACGUCCCGAGGAGUACUCCUUAAAGGAGACUUCUCCUCACCUUGGUGGUGGUGGAGUUUCUGGUGACAAGCUCACCACCACCUAUGAUCUCGUUGAGCAGAUGCAGUACCUCUACGUGCGUGUGGUGAAAGCCAAGGACCUUCCACCAAAAGAUGUAACUGGAAGCUGUGACCCCUAUGUUGAGGUGAAACUUGGGAACUACAAAGGUACAACCCGUCAUUUUGAGAAGAAGACUAAUCCUGAAUGGAACCAGGUCUUUGCCUUUUCCAAGGACCGAAUCCAAGCCUCAGUUCUUGAAGUCAUUGUAAAGGACAAGGAUUUCAUCAAGGAUGAUUUCAUCGGAAGAGUCCUGUUUGAUCUUACUGAGGUACCGAAGCGGGUUCCUCCUGACAGUCCAUUGGCUCCGCAGUGGUACAGAUUGGAGGAUCGGAAAGGUGACAAAGGUAAGGGGGAGCUGAUGUUGGCUGUCUGGAUGGGUACUCAAGCUGAUGAAGCAUUCCCUGAUUCUUGGCAUUCAGAUGCUGCCACUAUCCCCAGCGAUGGACUUGCUAACAUAAGGUCAAAGGUUUACCUUACACCCAAGCUUUGGUAUUUAAGGGUUAAUGUCAUUGAAGCCCAGGAUUUAAUACCUUAUGAAAAGAAUAGGUUCCCUGAGGUCUUUGUUAAAGUUAUGCUUGGGAACCAGGCUCUGAGAACUAGAAUAUCACAAAGCAGGACCCUAAAUCCUAUGUGGAAUGAGGAUUUGAUGUUUGUAGCAGCAGAACCAUUUGAGGAGCACUUGGUCUUGAGUGUCGAAGACCGAGUGGCACCCAACAAAGAUGAGGUAUUAGGGAAAGCAGUAAUUCCCUUACAGAAGAUAGACAGAAGGUUGGACUACAAGCCAGUCAAUAGCAGAUGGUAUAACCUUGAGAAACAUGUGAUUGUUGAGGGUGACCAGAAGAAAAAGGAGGUGAAGUUCUCUAGUCGGAUUCAUUUGAGGAUAUGUCUGGAAGGAGGUUACCAUGUUUUAGACGAGUCAACACACUACAGCAGUGAUCUCAGGCCAACAGCGAAACAAUUGUGGAAGCCGAGCAUAGGGGUUUUGGAACUUGGUAUCUUGAGUGCUCAGGGGCUGUUGCCAAUGAAGACCAAGGAUGGCCGGGGAACGACAGAUGCAUACUGUGUCGCUAAAUAUGGACAGAAAUGGGUCCGUACAAGGACUAUCAUAGAUAGUUUUGCUCCAAAGUGGAAUGAGCAGUACACUUGGGAGGUAUACGACCCAUGUACUGUCAUUACAAUAGGUGUGUUUGACAACUGUCACUUGCAAGGAGGGGAGAAAGCGGCUGGUACAAGGGAUACUAGGAUUGGGAAGGUGCGGAUCCGCCUGUCUACGCUUGAAACUGACAGAGUUUACACCCACUCUUAUCCUCUUAUUGUUUUGCUUCCUUCGGGAGUAAAGAAAAUGGGUGAAGUCCAGCUGGCUGUCCGAUUUACAUGUUCUUCUCUUCUUAAUAUUUUGCAUAUGUAUUCCCAGCCGUUGCUGCCAAAGAUGCAUUACCUCCAUCCAUUGUCUGUCAUGCAGCUUGAUAAUUUGCGACAUCAGGCCACACAGAUAGUAUCAAUGAGAUUGAGCCGUGCAGAGCCACCCUUGAGGAAGGAGGUUGUUGAAUAUAUGUUGGAUGUGGAUUCUCACAUGUGGAGUAUGCGAAAGAGCAAAGCGAAUUUUUUCAGAAUCAUGGGCGUCUUAAGUCCUCUGGUUGCUGUGGGAAAGUGGUUUGAUCAGAUUUGCCAUUGGAAGAAUCCUUUGACUACAAUUUUGAUCCAUGUCCUCUUUGUCAUCUUGAUCUUAUACCCGGAAUUGAUACUCCCAACAAUUUUCCUGUACCUGUUCUUGAUUGGAGUCUGGUACUUUCGUUGGCGACCACGGCAGCCUCCUUACAUGGACACUCGGUUGUCACAUGCAGACACUGCACACCCUGACGAGCUUGAUGAGGAGUUUGAUACUUUUCCCACAUCCCGUCCACCUGACAUUGUGAGGAUGAGAUAUGAUCGUUUAAGGAGCGUUGCAGGUAGAAUACAAACUGUUGUUGGUGACCUGGCGACACAAGGGGAAAGGUUACAAUCUCUGUUGAGCUGGCGGGACCCUAGAGCAACUGCUUUGUUUGUGACAUUCUGCUUGGUUGCUGCUGUUGUUCUCUAUGUUACACCAUUCCGUGUUGUUGCUUUUUUAACAGGUUUGUACGUGUUGAGGCACCCAAGGUUCCGGCAUAAGCUUCCAUCAGUGCCUCUAAACUUUUUCAGAAGAUUGCCUGCUAGAACAGAUAGCAUGUUAUGAGAGUUGGUUGCCCAUAUGAAGAUGUCUGUUUUCUGAUAGGCUGUUCCAGUUCGAUCUCAAGAUGCUGCAGGUUAAUUCUGAUGAAAUUCAAUCAGCUAUCGUUCAAUGGACAACUGGAGUAUGAUGUGAAUCUUUGUGUGUAUGCUGGUCUUAGUUAUCUACCUUACGUAUUUCAUGUUUUUGCUAUAUUUUUCUUUACAAUGUGCUACCUAUCUUAGAUGUUUUCGCUGUUAAUCCAAUGUUUUUCUUAUA
This is a messenger RNA of Musa acuminata AAA Group (dessert banana), 2901 nucleotides long. Its product is annotated as FT-interacting protein 7. The transcript is spliced from 3 exons. The record is from RefSeq and is a predicted model, not a curated record. Lineage: Eukaryota; Viridiplantae; Streptophyta; Magnoliopsida; Zingiberales; Musaceae. Bases 319 to 2649 code for a protein of 776 amino acids.